ACGAAAAUUUUAACGUUGCGAGUUAUAUAUAUCUUGAUCUACAAGAAAGUCUAUACGCCUUAAGUAAACACAGCGACUUAAUGUACAAAAUACAUCAUUUGCCACAGAUCAAGAAACAGAGAUUCUGCCAGGCAAGAUGAGUGAAGGGGUGUCUCAUUCCCAGGGGAUCUUGGCAAGAGGGAAUGAUUUCUUGCGCUUUCUUGAGACCCAAGGACAACAGUUAGAAGGACUCUCAAAGACAGUAACACAGAGUAUUUAUGAUACACAAUACCUAACAUACCGAUGUCAAAUUCAUCCAGGUGAACCUAGCAUUCCUUUUAACGUAGUACUUAAGACCCUCAUUGACAAUCUUGUACUGCAUCUUCAGGGAGACAUACUUCACUAUGUCAGCUUCCAAAGUGACAGCGCGUAUGCACAAAGUACCGCACAAAGUAGAAAUCCAGCUCAGUAUUUGCAUGAAAAUGCAGGUGCGUCAAAUUUCCAUCCCUUGCAGCAAACAUUUCCUAACUUUGUUAGGCCAGGUUCUUCGGGCGCAGCUUUUUCACAUGAAAGAAAUGACACUGUUUUUAAUGACAGAGGUGCAAAACCGAAAAAGAAAAAACACCCAGGAAAUUUACUAGCUGUAGAUCAACACAUCAUCAUUCACAGGACACCCACAGUUUGCAAAGAAACUAGCGAAGAGUUGGCAGCAUUUCAGGCCUCCAUCAGUCAUCUGCCUAAUUACGUGACUUUGAAAGGACAGGUGUUUGAUUGUUCUCCCUGUGGGGCUAAGUGUACAUCAAAGGGUGAACUACUGCGCCAUCUGGAUGGCCGUCGCCACAGACUCAGUGUUAUCACUAUGAAACUCAAAUCAGAAAGGGAGAGUCUUAUACUUGACAAAGGUAAGAUACAGAUCAGGGCUGACUGUGAAGGGAAAAAUGGCACCUACUUCAUUGACCUGAGAGAAGGCGUAGUAUCAACCAUCAAUGUUACAAUCAAAAACGUUUCCCCUGACCACAUGGUAGAACUUGUCCAUUGUGAGAUGCUGAAGAGAAUACGAGUUUUUACAUUAUAUGAUGAGAAAGAUGUCACCGAGCAUCAAAACAAAGUCACAAUAUUGCCAGACUCCAUAUACAAGGUCAGAAUAACAGCGAUGGCAAAAAAUGUGGGCAACUAUCACACCCCUCUCGGUUUCCAUUUCAACCUUGACGGACAGGAAUUCCACAUCGUCAGGUUCAUUCACGCCAGAUGUAAAAGUGCCAUCACAGACCAGGUGAAAUCCUCAAAGCCAUAUAAACGCCCUCCUCGACACUCAUGGCGGAGAGAGGCUGCGGAGAUUGUUGAAGGAUUCCCUCUGCCGAAAUGGAGCGGAGACAACCUUCCAAAGAAAAUAGCUCUAGAGAGAUACCGCAUUCCAGACUCCCUCAGGAAAAUCAUCAACCAUGGUCUCAAGGUCAACCUAGAUAAGUACAGCGAGAUUGACAGGAGUGAACUCUCCUCACUCAGGAGUGUUCUUGAAAAGCCACUUAGCUGGGAAAGCUACGAUAAAAGGUUUUCUGCCAUGAAUCACUUUGAGGAGACUCAGAUGGAGGUAGACAUCCGAAAAUAUGAUAUGGAGGCCGUCACAAUGAGGGCGUAUCAGAACAAUCGCAGACUGCUCAUGUUGGAGGUACCUGGUCUGUCUGAGAAUCGUCCGUCAGUGCUGAGAGGUGAUUGGUUGUAUGUUAGAAUCUGCACGGAAGGCAGCACCGCCGACAGGGAGUACCAGGGCUAUGUCCACGAGGUCAGGCAGAAUGAGGUGGCCCUGGGGUUUAAUAAAAAAUUGAUGGAUCAGUAUGUGAAGGGCCUGAAGUUCAAUGUCCGAUUUGUUUUUAAUCGACUACCUCUACGCCUCCAGCACAGGGCAUGCUCAUUAGCCAAGGAUGAGGGACUCGAGGACUUCCUUUUUCCUACAGAACGGACCAUAUGUUCUCGAAACAUGAAUAUUUUACCGCUACCUCUCAUGCUAUACAACAAAGAUUUGGAAAACAACGAUGAACAAAAGAAAGCCAUACACAAUAUACUUUCGGGAAUAUCACGUCCAGCCCCGUACCUGGUGUUUGGCCCACCCGGUACAGGCAAAACAGUCACCAUCGUAGAGGCCAUGAUGCAGAUCUGGAAACAUUUUAAGAAGUGUCGUAUUCUGGCCUGUGCGCCGUCCAACAGUGCUGCUGAUCUCAUUGCCAUCCGCCUUCUCAAGAUAAUUCCAAAAAAUGACAUUAUGAGGCUGAAUGCUUUCUCAAGGUCAUGGGAUCUUAUUCCAAAGGAUGUCAAGGCUGUGAGUAACUAUGACCACGGUUCUGGCCAGUACUACUAUCCGGGACAGGACGCGAUGGAGGGAUACAAGAUUAUCAUUUGUACACUUGUUACUGCUGGCAGGCUUGUGUCUGCAAACUUUCCAUCUUGCCACUUCUCCCACUUUUUCGUGGAUGAGUCGGGCCAUGCUGUAGAACCUGAGUGUAUUAUUCCUCUGGCCGGAAUCUUGACCACUGACCCACAGUUAGAGUGCGGUCAGGUGGUACUAGCUGGUGACCCGGAACAAUUAGGUCCAAUCCUAAGAUCACCUUUCGCCAUCGAGUACAAACUAGAUGUAUCGUUGCUGCAGCGCUACAUGACGACAUGCGAGGUGUACAAAAGGACUGACACAGCAGGAGGUACCGGGUAUGACAACAGGAUCAUAACUAAACUGCUACAAAACUACCGUUCACAUCCAGCAAUUUUACAUCUCCCAAAUCAGUCGUUCUAUCAAGGCGAAUUAGUUUACUCUGCUGACAAAGGCAAAAGAGAAACUUUCUGCCGUUGGGAAGGUCUUCCAAAAAAACAAUUCCCGGUUAUUUUCCAUGGGGUCCUUGGUCAAGAUGAGAGGGAGGAGAGGAGUCCGUCUUUUUUCAAUGCAGCAGAAGUUGACAAAGUCUGGUACUACAUUGAUCUCCUAUUGCAGAAUAAAGGCUACAAACUGAAUCCAAAAGAUAUUGGAGUUAUUUCCCCUUACAGGAAACAGGUCCAGAAGAUUCAGGCUUUACUUAAAAAGAAGUCACUGAAAGAUAUACAUGUGGGGUCAGUGGAGGAGUUCCAAGGUCAGGAGCGGCUGGUCAUCAUCGUGUCCACUGUCCGCAGUAACCCUGAUUACCUCUCCUUAGACAUCCAGUACCGACUGGGGUUCCUCAAAAACCCAAAGAGGUUCAAUGUGACCUUGACCAGAGCGAAGGCCUUAUUGGUUGUCAUUGGAAACCCCCAAACAUUGUCACAUGAUCAGCACUGGAAAAGCUUCAUCGACUACUGUAAGGAGAAUGGGGGAUACACAGGGUUCACAUGUGAGCAGGAAGAGGAGGAGGAGUUGCUUGAAUUGGAGGAAAGACUGAAACUAAUGAAACUUUGGGACCAAGAGGAACUGGACAAAACAGCCGAGUUUGUACAAGAUUAUGGUAUCCGGAAUGAUUCGGCCAUUAUGAGGGACAAGUGAAGGUCCCAGACAGCGGGAGUACAGGUUGAUCUUGGAGCUGAUUCUCGACGUACGCAUCAGUGAUACUACAUUGCUAUGACAUUUUGUUGACAGUGUUUUUAAUUUAACCAAAUUUCUUUUACUUUAAGGUAGUCAAAUUAAUGUUUUAUUAUGACGAUAAGUCAGAUUCAAUGCUAAGUUAGUUAUGAUUGAUACAUAUUUCAACCUUUUUCUGAUAUACUCAGCAGGGCUAUUUUAGAAAUAAAUGUAGGGAGUUGGUGGGGAUGGGGGAUGGUGUUGGUGGUGGGAAUAUGUCAAAAAUUAUAUCAUAGACCCCCCCACCACCCAUAUACGGUAUACUGGGAGUAUUUUGCCGCAGUUUAAAUUUCACCUUUUUGGUUCUCUAUCAUGAGGGUGAAUUUAUAAUUACAGCUAAUAUUAAUUAACAUCAUAUAGUAAUUAAAUUUGAAGUGCAAAGUUAAUGCUGGGCAAGGAUGGAUGUUACCGGCCCAGGGCAAAAGUUUGACCAGGGAAUGAUCUCCCUUUGUAUAGUAUCAUAACUUGUAAGUGCCUUCCUACCCUAUGUAUUCUUAUCUGAAAUAGCCACAGGUUUUAUUUUAGAUCUGUGCUUAUGUUUUUCAAUAUGUGACACUCCCAGUGAGUAAGUGUCAUUCUUCAACAGGAAAAGGUUCAAUGUCUGCCAUUUAUUUGGCUAAAAAAAAUCUGGAUUAAGACGAUUUUAACUCAUUCACCCUUGACAUUUCAUAAUGAACUACUCCAACCUUUGAAUUGGAAGAGUUCAAAUGUGUCUUCAGAGGUGAAUGAGUUAUUAAACAUUUAGUUUCAAAAUUGUGAUGAUCCAGGCAAUGUGUUAUUCUUAGUAAAUAGUUUGAAGUGUGUGUUACAAAAUGGUUCUCUACUACUAAAAAUAUAAUAUAUGUACAUGUAUUGAAUUUUAAUGUUCAAUUGUAAUUUAUCUCAAGUAAAUUUCUAAAAUGACUUAGCAAAUAUCUAGUAGAGAAUAUAUUGUGAUUUUUUUUUUUUAAAUUGUGCAGUAUUGAUUGUUUAAUAAUCAAAUAAAUUCUUUUAUAGUGUUGAAAUAACUAGGUGUAAAAUGGAACCUUAAAGUGUUUAGGUAGAAGUUUUUUAUUGAAUUUUAGAAGUAGUUAGACUCUAAUUUUAACAUCUGAAUUUUUAUCAACUUUUACAUACUGUACUUAAUACUUGUUUCUUAAUGUUUUCUAUAUGGGUAAUGUUAAGAAAACAAAUUAAAAUCUAAUUAUUUUACACACUCAGAAUGUUGAUUAUAAUCAAGUUAAAUAUCAUUUUCAAUUUGCAGUCUUAAUGUCUAUCAACAUUAGAUUGGAGUUUUGAAAUAUUGAAAUAUCAUUAUUCUUCAUUUCAUUAAUGUGUGGAUUUAUCUAUAUUUUCAUAUAUAGCAUUUAUUUGUUAUCAAGAUAGAGAGUCUAAUUUUUUUUAAUAAACUUGUAUAAUAAUGAUAUUUUUUUUGUCUAGUUAAAGGAAAUGUACCGGUAAGACUUUUUAAUUUUUCAUAUAUUUUUAAUUAAACAUGUAAGUAGUUAAAAAAAGUUGAAUUCUACUGAAAAAUGAUUUAAUGAUGGGAUUUUAGUAUGACGGUAUAUCCCAAAACCAUGUGGUAUUUUUCUUACUUUUUAUCCUUAUUUUGUUGAAAUUAUUUUAUCAUCGUGUUGAAAGUUUUAGAAUGCAAAAAUGUGAAUAAGCAGGACUACUGGAGAUUGCACAUCGAGUGAUAGAAACAACUGUAAUGGACCUACGAUUACUAGCCCUCCACAGAUUACUAGCCCUCCACCCCUGGGUCAUGGCUUUGAGGCCUACUGGCCGCAGGUCAGUGGUUUUUCUCGGGGUUCUCCCGUUGUUCUCCACCAUAAAAACCUGGCUUGUCCUUAAAUGACCAUAGCUGUUAAUAGGACGUAAAACACAUAAAAACCAAACUUAAUCGUCUUGUUGCUGGCAAAAAUGUAAGGUAGCAGUAUACAGUAGAGGGUUGUGGCCAUGGGUGAUAUUUUUGUUAAAAGGCUAACCCCUGUAUAAUGAUAUGUAAAAGAAAUAUGGAAAU
This is a messenger RNA of Mizuhopecten yessoensis (Yesso scallop), 5558 nucleotides long. Its product is annotated as putative helicase MOV-10. The record is from RefSeq and is a predicted model, not a curated record. The transcript is spliced from 17 exons. Gene Ontology annotation, molecular function: 5'-3' RNA helicase activity; RNA binding. Lineage: Eukaryota; Metazoa; Mollusca; Bivalvia; Pectinida; Pectinidae. Bases 137 to 3481 code for a protein of 1114 amino acids.